Sitodiplosis mosellana (orange wheat blossom midge) is the source of this 1248-nucleotide messenger RNA. RefSeq lists its product as uncharacterized. The transcript has a single exon. Lineage: Eukaryota; Metazoa; Arthropoda; Insecta; Diptera; Cecidomyiidae. The record is from RefSeq and is a predicted model, not a curated record. Bases 1 to 1248 code for a protein of 415 amino acids.
AUGGCGGGAAAUAACAUUCUUAGCAUUGACAAGACAGCCGUCUACGAUGAUACGAUCAUAAAGAAGGAGAUUUACCCAUACACACCGUACACCACAGCAUUUGGUGAAUCUGAUGAGAUUCGAAUCGCUAUUCAAAGUAAAGACUCAUACUUGCUACCUAGUGAAUCAUAUAUUUAUAUGCAAAUACGUGCUACAUCUACGGGAGCAACUGCUGCCAAUGAUCCAGAUGUAAAAUUUAUCAACAACUAUGCAUCGUUUCUAUUUAGUGAUGUACGUUAUGAACUCAAUGGCGUUGAAAUUGAUCGCGUUAGAAAUGUUGGACGAGCGACAACAAUGAAACUAAUGGUAGCAUCACGCUUUUCGCAUUUAAAGGGAUAUGCCAACUAUUGUAAAACAUACGAAGAAGUUUCACCGUAUAAAGCCGAUGCUCCUAGAACAAAAGUAUAUGAUGUUGUAAUACCAUUGAGCGUUUGGUUUGGAUUUUGUGACGAUUACAGAAAAAUCAUUCUGAAUAGCAAACAUGAGCUGAUAUUAAAUCGAGCUCGAAACAGUCGUGACUGUACCAAAGGUGGCGGCGAAGCGGCCACAGCCGCUACAGUUGAUAUAGCAUUGCUAAAGAUUGAAUGGAAAAUGCCUCACGUCAUAUUAUCCGAUCGCAUAAAAUUGAAUAUGUUAAACUACCUAGCAAAGAAUCGGAAAAUGGUAAUACAACAUCGUUCAAUGGAUAUGAUGGAAUAUCCCGCACUGCCCGCAUCGACAAGUCAAAUAUGGGCAGUUAAAACCGUAUCGCAUGCAAAUAGACCAAGAUAUGUUGUAGUCGGUUUUCAAACGAGUCGGAAUGGUGUGCGGACUGCAGAUGCAGCUAAAUUUGACACUUGUAAUAUACAAGAAGUGCGUUUACACAUGAAUUCACAGAUUUAUCCAUAUAAUAUGAGCGAACUCGACAUAGGUGGAAGCCUCUAUUCAGAACUGUAUCAUUAUUAUGCUAGCAUACAAUCAUCCUAUUACAGUGGUGUAGAGAUAUCAAAUCCAUUCCAUGUUAGCUAUGGACCGUUCCAGAAUACGCCAUUGUUUGUUUUCGACACAUCACGCACGGAUGAGUCUCUAAUCGACAGUUCGGUGGAUAUUCGAAUUGAAAUAAAAGCAAGAGAAGCAAUAGCAGCUAAUACUGCAGCCUAUUGUCUCAUCAUAUACGACAAUGAAUUUACAUAUUCACCAUUUGACAGCAUCGUAACACGAAAAAUAUAA